This is a messenger RNA of Canis lupus familiaris (dog), 5968 nucleotides long. RefSeq names its product anosmin 1 (gene ANOS1). Gene Ontology annotation, cellular component: extracellular region; cell surface. Gene Ontology annotation, molecular function: protein binding; peptidase inhibitor activity. Gene Ontology annotation, biological process: neuron differentiation. The record is from RefSeq and is a predicted model, not a curated record. Lineage: Eukaryota; Metazoa; Chordata; Mammalia; Carnivora; Canidae. The coding region runs from base 1 to 2037 and encodes 678 amino acids. The transcript has 14 exons.
AUGGUGCCCGGGGCGCCCGGCGCGGCCCUGAGCCUCUGCCUCUGGCUGGCGGCCUCCGGGGGCUGCCUGGCUGCCGGCCCCGGCGCGGCGGCCGCUCGGCGGCUGGACGAGUCCCUGUCGGCCGGGAGCGUCCAGCGCGCCCGCUGCGCCUCCAGGUGCCUGAGCUUGCAGAUCACGCGCAUCUCCGCCUUCUUCCAGCACUUCCAGAACAAUGGUUCCCUGGUUUGGUGCCAGAAUCACAAGCAAUGUUCUAAGUGUCUGGAGCCCUGCAAGGAGUCCUGGGACCUGCGGAAGCAGCAGUGCCAGAGCUUCUGUGAGCCUCUCUUCCCCAAGAAGAACUAUGAAUGCCUGACAAGCUGUGAGUUCCUCAAGUACAUCCUGUUGGUGAAGCAGGGCGACUGCCCAGCCCCGGAGAAAGCCAGUGGGUUUGCCGCCGCCUGUGUGGAAAGUUGUGAAGCUGACAACGAGUGCUCUGGGGUUAAGAAGUGUUGUUCGAACGGGUGUGGACACACCUGUCAGGUGCCCAAGACGCUAUACAAAGGUGUCCCCCUGAAGCCCAGGAAGGAGUUGCGAUUUACAGAACUGCAGUCCGGACAGCUGGAGAUUAAGUGGUCCUCGAAAUUCAAUAUUUCCAUUGAGCCCGUGAUCUACGUGGUACAGAGAAGGUGGAAUUACGGGAUCCAUCCUAGCGAGGACGAUGCCACACAGUGGCAGACAGUAGCCCAGACCACAGAUGAGCGGGUCCAGCUGACCGACAUACGACCCAGCAGGUGGUAUCAGUUCCGAGUGGCAGCCGUCAACGUGCAUGGCACCCGAGGCUUCACGGCCCCCAGCAAACACUUCCGCUCCUCCAAAGAUCCAUCCGCACCCCCAGCUCCGGCCAACCUCCGACUUGCAAAUUCCACCGUAAACAGUGACAACACUGUGACCGUGGCUAUUGUUUGGGAUCUCCCUGAGGAACCAGACAUCCCCGUGCAUCACUACAAGGUGUUUUGGAGCUGGACGGUCAACAGCAAAUCCCUCGUCCCAACAAAAAAGAAGCGGAGAAAGACUACGGAUGGGUCCCAGAAUUCGGUGAUCCUGGACAGACUCCAGCCAGACUCCAGCUACACCGUGGAGCUGCAGGCCGUGGCGUACUGGGGGCAGACGCGCCUGAAGGGGGCCAAGGCCUCCCUGCACUUCACGCCGGCGCACGCCGCCAGCCACAAAGAGCACGUCGGAAAAUCCAGAAAGAGCCCGACGCACAUACAGCCCCCUUUCCAGAGACGACGGCCCGCUCGCCUCCUGGAAAUCGGAGCCCCCUUCUAUCAAGACAACCAACUGCAGGUGAAGGUCUACUGGAAAAAGACCGAAGAUCCCAGCGUCAGCCGCUACCACGUGCACUGGCUCCCGGAGGCCUGCGCCCACAACCGGAGCUCCGCGCCAGGGACCGCUGCUGCCAUCACCCAGGAAAACUAUAUAAUUCUUCAAGAUCUAGCAUUUUCCUGCAAAUACAAGGUGACGGUCCAGCCGACCGGGCCCACGGGCCGCCUGAAGGCCGAGACGGGCUUCUUCACGACGCCGCCCUGCUCUGCCCUGAAGGGGAAGAGCCCCAAGCCCGGGAGCUGCGCCGGCGACGCAGGUCCCCCGCCCAAGGUGCUGGCCAAGCCCGAGAACCUGUCCGCCUCGUUCGUGCUGCACGGGGCCAACGUCACGGCGCACUUCUCCUGGAGGGUGGCCCGCGGCGCGCAGCGGCCGCCCACCGGCUUCCAGGUGACCUGGGCCGAGGUGACCUCCGAGAGCAGGCACAACAGCCUGCCCAACAGCAUCAUCUCCCGCUCGCAGAUCCUGCCGUCGGACCAUAACGUCCUAACAGUGCCCAACCUGAGGCCGUCCACGCUGUACCGGCUGGAAGUGCAGGUGCUGACCGCGGGUGGCGAAGGGCCGGCCACCAUCAAAACCUUCUGGACGCCCGACCUCACGCUGCCCUCAGGACACAGACCGCAUCUUAAGCACCGGCAUCCUCCUCACUACAAGCCUUCCCCAGAAAGAUACUAAACGGUUCAAAAAGAUGUCUGAGAAUGUACGAACGAGCAAGCUGCUUGAGCCUCCAGGUCCAGCCGCGCUGCUCCGGAGGCAGCAGGUGCCCACGCACCCUCCCUCUCCCGUGUAACCUUGUACCCUCCGUCCCUCUGCCCAUCUCGACGCAUGUGGAAACAGUCCCAGACGGCCCGUGGAGGUGGACGCACGCGUUCCCUGGAAUGGAGGAGACGAAGACGGGGCCCAUCUAGCUGGAAACCUGAAUGUCCGCGGAGGAGUCUCGGUGGAAUGAGUGCAGAGAUGAGAUCUCUCUGAAUUUGGAGCCGCAAAUUCUCAGAACGAAUCAGUGUGACAGAUACACAACUAAUACACAUACUAAGCAUAACGUUCAUCAAUAAAACAUUUUUAAAUUAAAUGAUUGCUUUGAUUCGCAAAAUCAAAUAAGAUGGUGCAGUUUUUAAGGCCCGUUUACUCACAUCUCUCCUAAGAUGAGUUAUAGCAUGUGUGAUUUUUUUUUAACCUCAGAUCCGUAGCAGUUAACUUCCACGUACGAAUGUGCGCACCUGCAGCCCCCCCGAGCCACACGCACACACAGGCACAUGAGCGUCACGUGCGUGAGCUGUGCUUUACGAGAACCUUCCAAAGUGAAUCGGCUGCCACGCACAGUCUGCCUUGGAGAAAUUAGAAUGCUUUUCCGGGGAUACAUUUGAAUACUUCGUCCCAUAAAAUGAGAGCUUCCUGAUGCGCAUUCUUAUUUAUGUUUUCCUUUUUUCCUCCAUGCAGAAAAGACCUGCUGGUAUGCUUUGUUUUACCACGUCACAUAUCUCAAAAUUUACAAAACCUCCUGCUUAACAUGAGAGAAUUCCAACUAUUGAAUAUUUUGAGAUCUUUCCUAAGGUUUGCCUUUUCCUCAAGUAAGCUAUUUGUAUGCGAGAAUGUUCUCGGUGAUGCAGACAAGAGGCUCCGGGUGAUAGAGGACCGCUACUUCCCUGCCUUUACCGUCUCGAGUCCAUUCUGCCGGACUGCUGGGCUCCCAACGACCCUUCGCGGCGUGGACACGGGUGGGAACGCAUCGUCAGUGCGUGGUGCUGCUGGAAACCCACCACCGUUAGCUUAACCCAGUCUUUUCUUGAGAGAAUACCCAGAGGUGUGGUUUGAAAUAUGCAUCCAUGUGUGUCUGUGUCCAUACGUGUGUGUGAGAUCCACACAGACACAUCGCACACGCCGAGGGUGACUCACUGCGGACGUUCUCUUCACAGCUCAGCAGUGGUGCAGACACCCGGGUCUCCUAAAGGGAAGGGCCACGUAGUUUCCCCGUCAGUGUUGACUCUGUGAGGAAACAGCAAUUUAUCGACAUUUCAGCGUCUCAAAGGAACGGCUGCUCCCUCCUUUCGUUGUGCACCUAAGUCAAUCUGGGAAGUGUUGGGGACCGUCCUCUUGGGUCGUGAUGGUGGCCCCGGGCCCUUGCCCUGUGGUGGCUCCUGGAAGCGUGGGGAUGUGGCGACUGCUCCUGGCAGGGACAGCUCUGGGUCCGUCGAGUCCACCGGUGUCUGAGGCGACCGCGCCAUACAACGGAGACGGGGUAUUUGUAUUAGCCUGUGGAUGCGUCUCUAGGAAAGGCGGUCUGGACGCGUGGAUGCGCGGUAACAGGCAGUGAAACCCGCCUCCUGUGUAGCAGAGACGUAAAAUGCCGAUGAGCGCAAUGUUCUACAGCUUCGUACACUUCGUGACACUCGUCGGAAACGCCAGCGUGGACGUGCACGUGGCUUCCGAAUGCUUUGCUGCAGCUGCUGACGCGGUCGGGACGGACUCAGCACAACGUGCUGCGACGCCCCCCACCAGCUCCCAGAGUUACGCGUUUGUCACCCAGAGAACGGGAAGCUCCCCUCGUUUCGACAGCCCGACACCUGACCCAACAGCACCGGUAUCUUCGCAGAAACUAUGAUUUAUGCCAGUGCUGCGAGCGGCAUCUCAAUUUCAAAUUCUCAAAUUCUCACAAAUUAGGAUGUCUAAUGUUGGCUAUAGCAUUCUGUUUUACCUUAUUUUGCCGUGAGCAAAUCCAGUAUUUGUGCCAGAAAAUUCUUAUACUGUUGUAUAGUUCAAAAUGCAGGAGUGUAUACAUAGAUACGAAAUAUUAUUAAAUUAUUAUGUAAGUUUAAUUUUAUAAAGUUUAAUUAUAUGUCUUUCGUCUGAGGAAUAGACAACGAGCAAAUAUAUUUUUAGUUUGGAUGAAGGUUUUGAACUUACAAAAUUGAAAGUAGCUCCUGUGAGUAUCUAAUUUUACUAUAACAAAAUUUUAAUUUCAUUCACAUUAUUGGAAGAAAAAUGCUAUUAAUUAUGGUUAAGGAAACGUGAGUUUCUUUUAUGAAUUUCAGUAAUCCUCAAUAAUAUGCAAAUUGGCCAAGAUAUAAUUACAUUUUUUAAAAAUGUUAAAAAUGUGAGUGUCCUCAUAAAGGGUUUACAAUCUACAGGGGCUUUUUUAAAAAACAUAGUUCUAGUGGCUAGGUCUCUAAUAUAUCUUACUAAAAUUAAAUGCAUCUCUCAUAGGACAAAAAAUAUAUUCCGUGAUAAUAUUCACUCUUAGCAAUUAAGCCCACGACAAAUGCCAAGUCCUGUAAUUCCCGGGGGUUAGUCACUGAGGUUGCACGCGGUGUGCCUGCGGCACGUGCUCCGCUGAAGGUACCAGCUCUGCGCCCUUCCAGCUGGAGCUCUGCAGGCGACUCUUGUGAGCGAGCGUGUGCCCUCCCAAGUCCCUCCUUGUGUUACUCUGACGUUUCAGAGACGAUGAAAUUGAUGACAGGUAGCUCUCUGAAAAGCGUAUUCAGCAAAGUUCAAGUGUAAAGCUGGGUCUGUACGCUGGGAACCUCAAAGGGCCUGUACGUGAUUGUGCAGAGUGGGCCUGGUCCAUGGCAGCGGGGCUGGCAGGUGCGGCCGGCAGGUGGGGUGGGGGCGGCUCAGUGUGUGCAGGGAACCCCCACCCCGAAUCCCAGGAUGUAUGUGCCCCUCAGGGGCCUGAGGCCUGGCCCCCGCCCCACCCACCACAUGCCAGGAGCACUCCCCCAAGUAGUGAGAACCCACAAUUCUCCACACACUGGUUAUUGUCCCAUCUCCCUUCCCCCCGCUUGAGAAUCCCGCCCCGGACAGGCAGCGAUCUGUACUAAACACGUGAGAAUGUGCCGACUUAAGGCACCCCUUCCCGGGAACUGAGGAACAGCUGCAAACUUAGACAUCGAAGCCCUGCGUUGUGUCUCUUGUGUCCACUGAAAGACCUGAGGGGAAGACUGAAUUUUGCCGUGUGUCCGUAUGACGCAGGUACGAAUACUUUCUCCUUCCUGUGAGUCCACGUCACUUGUGGUAGUGCCCUUCCUUCCGCCUCGUGCCGUGGAUUUACUAAUGAAGUUUACCCAUUCCCACGAUUGCAAAUAGCUCUAAAUCUUAUUAAACAAAUCUUCCCAUUGUAACCAGAACACAGAGGCUAAGUAUCUGUUGCAUGUACUUAUAAUUCACUUAAGAUAAUAAAUGCAUAAAGAUGGUGACUCUUCCCUAUGGUUCUGCAUGGCCAGACUCCGUUUCUUACCUCUACUGAAUAUUUUAGCAAGUUACACAAUUUACAGAGUGAUUAACAGAGGUCUGUUUGUAAAGGUAUUAUUAUUCCUUUCCUUAAUUAUUCCGUAGUGUGCAGAUAACAGAGCAGCCACCUUCUCAUCCAAGUGGCCUACGGAGAUCAUGUCUCUUCCUGGUCAUUUCAAGUCUAUAUUUAUUUAUGUAUGUAAUAAAAAAAAAAGUGAUUUGUGUGUGCGUCUGUCAUGUUAUUUAGAGAGAAGUAAUCUUGUAAAAAAACAUUUUGUAAAAACAAAAAAGUAUUGUAAAUAGCCUGAUAUUCUGUGACUCAUUAUUUUCAUGUUAGAGUUUGUACAUACUGAUCGGUAAUAAAGUAUCCUUAAACCUG